Oncorhynchus mykiss (rainbow trout) is the source of this 2540-nucleotide messenger RNA. Its product is annotated as protocadherin alpha-3-like. Lineage: Eukaryota; Metazoa; Chordata; Actinopteri; Salmoniformes; Salmonidae. Gene Ontology annotation, cellular component: plasma membrane. Gene Ontology annotation, biological process: homophilic cell-cell adhesion. The record is from RefSeq and is a predicted model, not a curated record. Gene Ontology annotation, molecular function: calcium ion binding.
UUAGUCAUGCAGCAUCGUGGGGAGAAUAAUAUCUUACAUUGCCAGAAUAAAUAUAACUUUGGAUAAUUAGCUGAUGUUAUAGUCACGAAUGUAUUGGAUAGAUCGUUUCCCCAGAUUGAGGCAUAGCGGAAGUACUGUGUACAGCUUUUACUUAUCUGGAAAUCAUGGAACAAAGAGGAUUCAGGUCAUGGAGGCAGCGACGGCAGUGGGUCGUAUUCAUGGUUGCUUUGGUUCUCUUUUGGAGCGGGGCGUCGGCACAGUUAAGAUACUCCAUCUCUGAAGAGCUUAAGGAAGGAACUGUCGUGGGGAAUAUAGCUAAGGAUUUGGGAAUAGAUCUGAGAACCUUGAAGGAGAGGGGAUUUCGAAUCGUGUCGGGCUCGACCGAGCCCCCUUUCCAGGUGAACCAGAAUGACGGCAUCUUGUAUUUGCACCGAAAAAUAGACCGAGAGGAGGUGUGUGAACGGAGCAGCGUGUGUUUGAUCAACAUGAAAACCGUUCUGGAGAACCCGCUGGAGAUCCAUUAUGUCUCAGUGGAGGUGUUAGAUGUUAACGACCAUUCUCCCAGCUUUCCUGAGAAAGAGAAACGGUUAGAGAUAUUUGAGUCAGCCUUACCAGGGGCGCGAUUUCAGCUCCAGGCUGCCCGGGACCCAGACGGUGGGAUAUAUUCUGUUCAACAAUAUAAACUCAGCCAAAGCGAUCAUUUCCGUUUAGAAGUAAAAGACCGUGGAAAGGAUGGUAAAAUCCCUAUCUUAAAUCUCCAGAAACCACUAGAUAGAGAAGCUUUGAAAAGGCAUAAAUUACUGCUCACAGCCAUUGACGGAGACAAACCUCCCAAGUCUGGUACUAUAGAAAUAUUAGUGGACGUUUUAGAUGUUAAUGAUAAUAUGCCUGUUUUCACUAAAGAGUUAUACUCUGUGACGCUAAAUGAAAAUUCUCCUAUUGGCACAACGGUCAUACAAGUCAACGCUACGGAUUUGGACGAGGGUUCAAACGGUGAAAUCAUUUAUUAUUUUGGUAGUAAUGUGAACAGUAAGUUACGAGAACUUUUUGAAGUAGAUGCUAUCUCUGGUGAGAUAAUUGUCAAAGGAUGGAUCGAUUUUGAAAUAGAGGACAGCUAUGAGAUUGAUAUACAGGCAUCGGAUAAGGGAUCUGCUCCCCUGACAGCAGACAAAAGCGUAACAGUAAAGAUAGUUGACCUGAAUGAUAAUGCACCUGAGAUAGAGGUGACGUCCUUUUCUAACGCAAUCCCCGAGGAUUCUAGACCCGGUACCACUGUAGCACUAAUCAGUGUCAGUGAUGAGGACUCUGGUCUCAAUGGGAAACUUCUCUGUUCUAUAAGCGAUGGCGUCCCGUUCACUCUAACGCCGUCUUCACAGGAUAACAUGUAUUCGGUAGUCACCAAGUCACCUCUGGAUAGGGAAAAACAGUCUGAAUAUGAUCUAACAAUCGUUGCGAAAGAUGUAGGCCAGCCGUCCCUGUCAUCCGUAAAGACUAUUAGUGUUGUGGUAUCAGAUGUGAAUGAUAACAGUCCAGAGUUUUCAAUGAGCCCCUAUACUUUCUAUGUCACUGAGAAUAACCACCCAGGCGCCUCAGUAUUUUCAGUAAGUGCAUCUGAUCGUGACAUAAAUGAAAACGCACUUAUUUCAUAUCAUAUUCUGAGAGACGGUGGUGACGAUAAUAAAUGGGCAUCUUUCCUCAACAUAAAUUCAGAAAAUGGAAACAUUUUGGCGCUAAAAAGUUUUGACUUUGAAACCCUCAAAACAUUUAAAUUCCAAGUUGUAGCUACAGACUCUGGAAUUCCGUCACUAAGCAGCAACGUCACAGUGAAUGUGUUCAUUCUGGAUCAGAACGACAACGCUCCAGUGAUCUUGUAUCCAGUCAGCGCUAACGGUUCCACUGAAGGUGUGGAGGAGAUUCCCCGCAAUGUGAACGCAGGCCAUUUGGUGACUAAAGUUAGAGCCUAUGACGCUGAUAUAGGAUAUAACGGCUGGUUAUUAUUUUCACUGCAGGAAGUUACUGACCACAGUCUCUUUGCCUUGGACCGUUAUACAGGACAGAUAAGGACACUUCGGUCGUUCACAGAGACAGACGAGGCUGAGCAUAAACUGGUCACACUGGUAAAAGACAAUGGGAACGUUUCACUCUCAGCAACAGCUACUGUGAUUAUCAACGUUGUGGAGCCCAAAGAGGCUUUUGCAGCUUCUGAUGUUAAAAGCGCAGAAAAAGACGAGGAGGAGAACAACAUUACAUUUUAUUUGAUCAUAACUUUGAUGUCAGUUUCAGCACUUUUUAUAAUCAGUAUCAUCGUGUUGAUUGUAAUGCAGUGCUCCAAAGCCCCAGACGAUUCCUCCAAGUAUUUACAAGAUGUGAAUUACGACGGGACACUGUGCCACAGCAUCCAGUACCGAUCCGGAGACAAACGGUACAUGUUAGUUGGACCCAGAAUGAGUAUAGGUUCUACUAUUGUCCCGGGCAGCAAUGGGAAUACUCUAGUGGUACCGGACCACAGGAGGAGAGCUUCUGGAGAGGUAAGAAGUUGA